This is a messenger RNA of Orbilia oligospora ATCC 24927, 5442 nucleotides long. RefSeq lists its product as uncharacterized. The record is from RefSeq and is a predicted model, not a curated record. Bases 1 to 5442 code for a protein of 1813 amino acids. Gene Ontology annotation, molecular function: molecular adaptor activity. The transcript is spliced from 4 exons. Gene Ontology annotation, biological process: protein K11-linked ubiquitination; metaphase/anaphase transition of mitotic cell cycle; anaphase-promoting complex-dependent catabolic process. NCBI's taxonomy places the organism in Eukaryota, Fungi, Ascomycota, Orbiliomycetes, Orbiliales, Orbiliaceae. Gene Ontology annotation, cellular component: anaphase-promoting complex.
AUGGCCCAGAUCACUACCCUUGGCGAACACAAACCCUCAGCUCUACCUUACUGCUUUGCCGAAAAGCUCCUAUCUGACCCUCCACCUCCGAACUCCUACCAAUGGACGCUAUCACCUCACGUUCCCGACGAAGAACUUCUGGUUGUCAAAGAUACCGUGAUAUGGUCGCAGGGAGGUGUUAUCCAACGAGUAUAUCGAUACAGGGCAGAGAAACAGAAUGUCCAACAGGCACUGUUUGCCUGGUUCUUCGAUGACGAAAAUGUCGUCGCAGAUAAGAAAGAUGGCAAGAGGCGAAAGAAAGCAAACCAGGACUCCGACCUAGCGAGAAAGAAGACGACAUGGAACUCUAAGUCGAGAACAUACGCCACGCAGCUAGGGAGCUUUCCGAAGAUGAAGAGGAAGCAGAAGGAUGUUGCAUUUAUGGAUAUUGAUGAGGAAGAAAACCCAGAGGAUGAGGAUUCAGUAUUCGAGGAAUCAGGGAAUAGGGCACUAAUCGUUUUACUUAAAAAUGAGGCGUUCAUUUACUUCCUUACCGGGACGAGCUAUGUCGUUCACCUACCGUGCGAUGUUCAAUACGCUCUUGCAGCUCCCAAUGGGGUCAUGCUCCAAGGGAAAUACAGCUUACCAGACGUACCAAGACUAUUUAUUCUUAAAGACCCCCUCUCAGAUCUUGGGAUGGUACUUGACCAAGAUGGUGGUAGCGCGAUGGACCCUGGGGAAGAAAUUCUUUUUAUGGAAAGAAUACAACAGAAGAGUGCCAGUAUGCACUCGAAGGCUGCUACAGAAGUCAUUGUUGCGGUUACUCGGAAUAUACAUCGCGGUCACAUCACAAUAUGGCAAGCAAAAUACAUCCCGCAAGGCCAACUUGGGGCAGCAGGUAAAAGAACGCCGUCUCUAGGAGGAACACUCUCCAGGAGAAGAUCCUCCUUUGGCGCCGGGACUGGAGCUGCGACACCUGCCGUACCAAACCCGAGCAUGAUAAGCCCUGAACAAAGCCUAAGGUUAGAUUUCGACAAAGAAAAGACCUCAAACCGAAGGGUCAGCUCACUUGUGGCUCGUGCGGAUCUCGGAGGCUCUGUUGACAGGGUAUCUUUCAGCGAUAUGGCUAAAGCCGGCUCUUCAUCUUUUCGUGAUGUCCCACCGAUUGAUGCUCUGUUAGACGAACUUAACAGUAAUAUUAACCUUGAGACCCUUGGGCAGACAGAAGUCAACAGUCUUCGAAAUGAGAUAUUAUUUACAAAAAUUAAAACUAUUCCCUACAGCCUCGGUCCCGAUUCACUACCGCUAGCAAAGCUCCCGCGCAUAUUCACCGUUCUCGCACCUCGCAUGUCAACAGCCAGUGAGAAUGAGGGGCAAAGGGCAAUCCUAGUCAUUGUUAAUAACUUUGAGUCUAGAAUCCUUCAAGUUAUUCUACAACUUCCUGCUCCACUCCCCGCAUAUGCUUCCAGAAAACGUUCCCUUAGAAAGGUUACGUUGAUUGAUGUGCUGCAAAAGUCGGGGAAAGACGCUGUGCAGAUUUUAGAUAACAAUAUCACAAAGUUAUUGGUUCUCAAGGAAGAUGGUCAAAUAGAAAUUGGAGCUCCCUGGUGCCCUCCACUAAAUCUCCCUAUUCCGCCAACCCUUGCCCGAUCAAACAUGCACACACCCGGACAAAUGAGAAAACAAAAACGAGAUUUUGCAAGAUCUUUGUCUCUUCCACUGAACAAGAUCACAGGUUUAACAUACCCCGAAGCCCACGGAAGAGUAUCCCUUAUCGAUGAAAAAAGCAUAAUCCACAGGCUGUCUAUACAGAUUUGUCCCAAAGAUGAGUUCGUAAAACAAGCUCUUGAGACAGGACGAUACGUGCUUCCAGCGCCGAGAGGUGGCGAAGCGAUUUCCGUUGCUUGGAUGGAGAUAAUGCGAACCAAGUCAAGUGUCAAGAACUUCGCUUUUGCGGAACCAGGGUCGACGCUUGAAGAAUGGAAGGGGUUUGUUAUGACCAUUAUGUUGCUCGGUGUUUCAACUCUCCCACAAGUUGUCAGGAAGCCUAGGAGGCGGACGGGGCUCGCGAGGAUAUCAAGCGCGAGUUCUGCGACUUGGGAAGAUAUGCUCACUGAUGACUAUGAUAUCGGUCCUCAGGCCGAUUUUCUUCGAUCAACAGCAUGGGAAUGGGUGGCAGAAAUCGAGGAACAGAAGGUUGAGGGGGCCCGAGCCUCACUCGGUUCCAGUGGCUUGGGUCCAAGCUCUAAACCAAAGAAGAACAAUUACUUCAUAGAUUGCAUGACCGCUGCUCGCGAGUUCCUGACAACUAAAGAGGGAAAGGGAAUCGAAAAGGAGUUAUUCACCAAGAGCAACGAAGCGGAGGUACGAAGGACGUCUUUCGCUAUGUUGAUCGUGGGGCUUCAUAUACUCCGAGAAGAGUGGAAACUAGACCUUUCUAUGGAACCGGCUGUUCGAAAAAUGGGGGCUCUACUUGUACAAAUGUGCACGUGGAUGGGAUGGUUUGGCUGGGUGAGUGGGUACAUGGCAGAUGACAUCGAAAUGGAAAGCUGGGAAUUCGAUAAUUCUCGUUUUCCUGAGGUUGCGGUGAAUGAACCACAUUUCAAGCAGCCAUCCAUCUACGAUUGGCUCGUCGAGUGCUUCCAGGAUCAAUCUCGAGCUGUGCAAAUCCCCUUCAUGACGCUACACGACAUUGUCGUCCCCAAAAAUAAUGAGCUCCUAAACACUAGUAACCACUGUGCACAUAUAACGCCGAAAACACGAUUAAUGACGGAACUUUACUCCCAAGUUCGAAUUUCAGGAAGAAACUUCGAAAACACGGUGGCGCAAAUGAUCAAGUUGGGUAUUACGUGGGGUUUCUUAGAAAAGCUGCCAGAGGGAGUUGCUAUACCGUUCAUCGAAGCUAUUGCUCGGGUUCAAGAAAGCCCUCCAACAUCUUGGGGAGAAUUUGCUCUUGAGCUUAUAUCUCGCAAAGAUUUGAAGCUUGUCCUGAGCGGUAAAGGGAAAAAUCAAGCCACAAGAUGGACAAAUGCUCCGCUCCAUGAAGGUCUUCGAGAUGCCCAUACCAUUUGUUCGACCACCCUUGAGCCAGAAAGUCUUGGCGCUUUCGACGGAAGCGCAGAGAUGGACCGUACCAAUAUCACAAAACUCAUUUGGCCUGACGAUCGUCGUUGGAAUGAAGCAGUAAAGCUUUUGCAAUCAUCAAGACCAUGUGCAGUAAAAUUCAUUCCCGACCAAAACAUGACUGAGCAGGAGCAAAUCGAACGACAGCAGUCCCUCGCCCAGUUUACUGCAAUGCGAACCUUAGCAGUCCCCUCCGGACGAGGCCUCCUCUACUACAGCGCUCGAAUACCCCUCCUUACCGAAAAGUUUCCGACGCCAGGCUUUAAUUUGACUAGCAUCAUGAAACCUGGUGGAUUUACUGUUAGCGCCGAGAAAGUAAACUACACAGAAGAAAAGGUCUGCUGGGCAUUUUUUCAUGCCGGCGUUGCGGCAGGACUUAGUAUUUCAAAAGAAGCGCAUGAUAUCGACACCUCAUGGAUCGUUUUCAACAAGCCUAGUGAGCUUAGUAACCGUCAUGCUGGCUUCCUCCUAGCACUAGGAUUGAACGGUCACCUUAAGUCGAUUGCCAAAUGGGAUGCAUUUAAUUAUCUUACACCGAAGCAUACAAUGACUUGCAUUGGCCUACUGUUAGGUUUGGCUGCAUCGUACCUUGGUACUAUGGAUAAUAUGAUUACCAAGCUGCUAUCAGUGCAUGUGGUCCGGCUUUUACCCCAUGGCUCUGCAGAUCUCAACCUUUCGCCAUUGACACAGACUGCAGGUAUCAUGGGGGUCGGACUUCUAUAUUACAACACCCAACACCGAAGAAUGAGUGAAAUGCUUCUCUCUGAAAUCGAAGAAGUUGAAAACUUAGACCCGUCGGCACCACCAGACAACCUCCGAGAUGAAGGCUACAGGCUUGCCGCCGGGUUCGCCCUUGGUUUCAUCAAUUUAGGGAAGGGGCAUGAUCUUAAAUCCCUACAGGACCUCAACAUCGUCACUCGACUUCUUGGCAUCGCAGUUGGAAGCAAAAAUAUCGAGAUGAUACAUUCACUCGAUAAGUCAACAGCUUCAGCUACGAUUGCUCUUGCGCUGAUAUAUAUGAAGACCAAUGAUGAGGCCUUAGCGAAGAAGAUUGAUGUUCCCGAAACGACCGCCUUGAUGGACUAUGUCCGUCCUGAUAUUUUCCUCCUCAGAACUCUCGCGAAGCAUCUAAUCAUGUGGGAUAACAUAGAACCUUCCCUGGAAUGGAUUAGCAACAAUUUCCCAGGUUGCCUCAAGGCUCACUGUAAACUAGAUUCAAUCAAGCAUCUGGAUAGCUCCCAUUUGCCAUUGUUUAACAUUGUCGGUGGCCUUUGUUUUGCAAUAGGGUUGAAGUAUGCUGGUACCAUGAAUGAAAAGGCAAGAGAUACACUGCUAUAUUACCUAGACCAGUUUACUAGGCUGUGUCUACUUUCGGCGGUAAACUAUGAUCAGAAACUCUCAAGGGCAACAGCUAGAAACUGUCAAGCAGUAAUUGCUCUCUCGGCGGCUACGAUCAUGGCUGGAUCAGGGGACAUCCCUGUUCUACGCCGGCUCCGCCGGAUGCAUGGUAAAAUCGAUGGUGAUAUGCCUUUCGGAAGUCACCUUGCGACCCAUAUAGCGAUCGGUGUCCUCUUCCUCGCAGGGGGUACAUUCACAUUUGGAACGUCGAAUUUGGCCAUUGGCUCGCUUCUCCUGGCCUUCUAUCCGCUCUACCCCAAUAGCAUCCUGGAUAACCGUUCGCACUUGCAAGCUUUCCGUCAUUUCUGGGUCUUAGCGGCAGAGCCAAGAUGCCUGGUGCCACGAGAAGUAGAGACUAAUAGACCGAUUUCGAUUCCUGUCGAAGUCACGAUGAAAGACGGGACGAUAAUGAAGCACAAUGCACCGUGCAUCCUUCCGGAUCUGGAUAACGUUGCAGGUGUCAAAACGGGGAAACCUGGAUGGUGGCCAGCGGUCCUUGAUUUCGACCAUAAUCCCGAACAUUUGCUAGCGUUCCAAAAAACACAAACCAUAUAUGUUCAGCCGAGACCACCACAGUUCGCGGUUAACUCGAUCUAUAGAGCUACUUUUACGGCACUUGAGGAGGAGUACCAAAGCACAUCCUUGAUAGGGUUUGAAUGGGUUUUGGGACUUGAUCCUUUGAUAUCACUUGACCAACCAGAAAAGGCGUGGUUGCUGCCCAACGAUGUAGCUAGCCCGGUGAAUGCCAAUAUGCGGGAUACAACGGUUGAUUCGAGAUUAUUGAUGGAGAGGACAAGUUUGACAGGAGUCAAUGCAGACAGGCUGAGGAAUGUCAAGCUGCUGUUCGCAUUCGUGGAUUGGCUUGGCGGAGACGGGUUGGUGUGUAUGAGUAAGGGAAGUGUAGAGAGGUUGAGGGCGGCUGUUUGGACGGCAUUUUCUUGA